This is a messenger RNA of Penaeus indicus, 4243 nucleotides long. Its product is annotated as AMP deaminase 2-like. Gene Ontology annotation, cellular component: cytosol. The coding region runs from base 379 to 2781 and encodes 800 amino acids. NCBI's taxonomy places the organism in Eukaryota, Metazoa, Arthropoda, Malacostraca, Decapoda, Penaeidae. The record is from RefSeq and is a predicted model, not a curated record. Gene Ontology annotation, biological process: AMP metabolic process; IMP salvage. The transcript has 18 exons. Gene Ontology annotation, molecular function: AMP deaminase activity.
CAGAAACAAGAUGGGGUGGGCAAGAGGUUGAAGGAACUUUGCCAAAUAGGCCGGCAGCAGUAGCGGGAACUCGGUCAAAACGCGUUGGUCAUUCUAACUCCGUCUUAGAGAGCAACGAUACCUUUUCCUCUUACUGUGUCGCGCUUCAUCUGCCGUGAUGUACUGACCAAACUGCUUUGAAGUGUGUUGAAAAAACGAUAAUCUUGAACUAGUGUUGGUGUCGGUUAAUGUUGCUUUUGAAAACUUGGCCUGCAUUACAUAGAAUACACCCAGGAUUUCGGUAUACCAAACUUUUACAGAGGUUAGAUAACAUAGAUUGGAAUGCGUGAAUAUAACUAGCAAAUUCAAAUUAACAACAGGAGAAGUUAAGAAAAGAAAAUGGCAACCCGUAGUUCUGCGUAUAUGCGAUCUCUUUCAGACAACACCGGCACCACUAUAUAUGCGCUCUGUCCUCGGCAAGGAAGUGAGAGUCCUGAUUUUGGCCGAGGUCCAGGGUUUUGUGUACCUCAGGACGCCCUCAAAGAUAUCGAAGCCAUCAUGAUGAAGACGGAAGAUCCCGACAGACCCAACGAGAUUUCGGCACCUUACGAGGUUCCUCAGUUCCCUAUUGAACAAAUUGAGGACAAGCUCAAGCUUCAGCGCCAGCUAAGUGCAAGAGUGGCCGAACGAACGUCCCGCUACGAGCCCUCCGAAACGGCACUGGACGAACACGAGGACCCGGAGUUCGAGGUGGAUGAGGCGGAUUAUGUUCCUUACUACCAGAGGGUCUUUAUCUCGGGCGAAGAGACCAGCUCCUACCUCCUUGACAACUUGAUCACCAAUGUUCCCGUGGAGGACAUCACUAAGUCAUCCAAGCUGCUGAUUGAAGCCUUAAGACUCCGAGAAAAGUACAUGGCAUGGGCAGGCCAGUCCUUUCCAAGCGUUACGGCCACUUUCUUGAGGGAAGCGGGAACGGAGGACCCCAUGAGCAGUUCCAGGAGGUACCAUGGUGCGUGCUCCGACCGCAAGAGUCUGGAAGAGAAGCUCCAGAAGCUAGUGGCCGCUAGUAUUGGCGAGGGCCUUCCUGUUUCGCGCCCUGACCACCCCAUCCACCCGCCUCGCAAAGAAGUUAGUCCUUGGAAGAUAGACGUUCCCGAGAACUGUGGCUAUGAAGUUCGUAUGAUGGACGGUGUCUUCCAGGUAUAUCCCAGCGAAGAAGCCGUUCGGCGAAAUGAAAGUCUCUCCUACCCGUAUCCAAACUUGGCCCGUUACAUACAAGACCUGAAUUUGCUAUGCGCCUUGAUUGCUAAUGGGCCAGUCAAGUCAUUUUGCUAUAGGCGCCUGCAGUACCUUUCAUCUAAGUUCCAGCUCCAUGUUCUCCUAAAUGAAAUGAGGGAGUUAGCAGCCCAGAAAGGUGUUCCUCACAGGGACUUCUACAACAUACGAAAGGUGGACACGCACAUUCACGCAGCUUCUUGCAUGAACCAGAAGCAUUUGCUGCGGUUCAUCAAGAAGUGCGUGAAAACCCACCCGGAUGAAAUCGUAUGCGUCGUCAAGGGGGAGGAGAUGACCUUGGCCCAAGUGUUUGCCUCGCUCAACCUCACUGCCUACGACCUCUCUGUGGAUAUGCUAGAUGUGCAUGCAGAUAGGAAUACAUUUCACAGAUUUGAUAAAUUCAAUGCCAAAUACAAUCCAGUCGGAGAAUCACGUCUCCGCGAAGUCUUUCUCAAAACUGGUAACCAUCUCAAUGGAAAGUAUUUUGGCCACAUCAUCAAGGAAGUAAUGGCAGAUCUGGAAGAGAGUAAAUAUCAAAAUGCAGAGCUUCGUCUUUCAAUUUAUGGGAAGUCCAGAGAUGAGUGGAGAAUGCUGGCCCGUUGGGCAGUUGAACACAAUGUUCAUUCAGAAAAUGUUAGGUGGCUCAUUCAAGUGCCACGGCUGUUUGAUAUCUACAAGAAUAAUAACAUCAUGGAUAAUUUCGAGACAUUUAUAGACAACUUGUUUGGCCCACUCUUUGAAGUCUCUGUGGACCCCAGUGUUGACUCAGACCUGCAUGCGUUUUUGCAGUAUGUAAUUGGAUUUGAUAGCGUAGAUGAUGAGAGCAAGCCAGAGACUUCAGUUAUGGACAAAGAUAUGCCAACACCACAGCUCUGGUCAGACACUGAGAAUCCCCCAUAUGCAUAUUACCUGUAUUACAUGUAUGCCAAUAUCUGCACCCUGAAUCACUUGCGAAGAGAACGUGGCCUGAGCACAUUCGUCCUUCGGCCACACUGCGGUGAAGCAGGCUCCAUUCAACACUUGGUGGCAGGGUUCCUGCUGGCUGAAAAUAUUUCUCAUGGACUUCUUCUACGUAAAACUCCAGUGCUUCAGUUCCUGUAUUACCUUGCCCAGAUUGGUAUUGCCAUGUCACCACUCUCCAAUAACUCUUUGUUCCUGAAUUACCACCGAAACCCUCUGCCAGAGUAUAUGGCUCGGGGGCUCCUUGUGUCCCUCUCCACUGAUGAUCCCUUGCAGUUUCACUUCACAAAGGAGCCUCUCAUGGAGGAGUAUUCAAUUGCUACUCAAGUGUGGAAGUUAUCACCAACAGACAUGUGUGAACUAGCCAGAAACUCUGUUUUGAUGAGUGGCUUUGAGCAUGAGAUCAAACAGUACUGGAUUGGCCCAAACUACACAAAAGAUGGUGUAGCUGGAAAUGACAUUAAGCGAACCAAUGUACCCAACAUCCGUGUAGCGUUCAGGCAUGAAACACUUCUGGAUGAACUAUCGAAUAUAUUCCGCCGUCCUGAAGAUAAGGAGGAAACAUAAAGAGGAGAAUGGAAGGCAUGAUCCACGUCCACGUCGAGGAGAGGGACAUUCAUCACUCUUUUUAUGGGAAGAAUCAUGUGAUAUUCUUUAAAACAAGUAAUAUAGGAUAAUGAUCAUUAUAGUUAUGUAUAUGCAUGUGACAGUAUUUGUCCGCUCAGUGACAGACUUUUAAUAUAAUGCUAUGUCCCUACACAACUUUCUUAAUAUACAAGUUAUAUAUUGUCAUUCUGUAGCUUACAUCUAUGAUUUUGAUGAAGAAUUGAUGUUUUAUAAUUAUUCAAGUAGGCUCAUGUAUACUGGCCAAAUAAUUCAUAAGUUAUAUUAUAUUCAUAUUUGAUUAAAAAAAUAGUUUUAGUUUUGCUCUUUGUCUCCAAUUAUUCUGAAUAUCCUGUCUAUUGGAAUGAACUGUGAGAUUGUUUUAGGCACCGACGCUUUAGGCUAGACAGUCGGUUUCGUAAGGGUUGAUGAAGAUAGUAACAGAGAUUAUUGUAAUAAUAAUAAUAAUAAUGAUGAUGAUAAUGGUACAGUAAUUACGAUGCAGACAAUUAACGAUAAGAGUGACAGUUAUAAUAUAGAGUAAAGAAAUUAAAACAAAUAAAAGGGUAAUGAUAAUAUGAUUGUGAUGAUCAGAAUACUAAUAUUGAUAAUACUGAAUGGCAGGUAAUGAUAAUGAAAUUGAUAGAUGAUAAAAAAAAUGUGUGUGUGUGUGUGUGUGUGUGUGUGUGUGUGUGUGUGUGUGUGUGUGUGUGUGUGUGUGUGUGUGUGUGUGUGUGUGUGUGUGAGUGUGUGUGUGUGUGUGAGUGUGUGUGUGUGUGUAUGUGUGUGUGAGUGUGUAAAGAUAUAUAUGUAUCUGUAUGUAUAUAUUUUUUUCUUUUUUUUUUUCUUUUUAUGCGACUAUCAAGAAAAUUAUUGAUACAAUAAUAAUUAGUCUAAGUAUAAUCCCGAUCAUCACAAUUAUCAUUGCCAUUAUAUGAUGACUCAUAUACAUUUAAGUGUAUAUGUCAUAUUGAAUAUUGAAUUCACACACUAAGAUAUAUACAUUUCAAACUCUUUAAGUUAUGUUUGCAAAUCAAUAUACUUGGAACGCUGCUGAUAUUGCCAGAUCUUGGUCAAGGCGUCAGACAUACGCAAUACAACAACUGUGUAGUCAUUUGAGAGAGUAAAGAUAUUAUUAUAUAAAAUAUAGAAAGUACAACAAGCUGCCACAGUAUAAUGGAGAGGUUCAAAAGUACAGUAGUUGGUAAAAAACAUGUCUAUUAUUAUCAUUAUUGCUAUUGCUAUUAUAAUUAUAUAGGACACUGAAGACCCGGCAUAGAAUAUAUGGUGAUUUUUUUAGGUAUGUGUAUAGACAGACGGGUAAGAAUAACAAUAACACACACACACACACACACACACACACACACACACACACACACACACACACACACACACACACACACACACACACACACACACACACACA